AGCCGGCGAGCGGCCCACUCCUCCCACCUCCUCCGCCUGCCUCCUCCUCCUCCUCCCCUUCGGCUCCUCCCGCCCCCACCUCUGUGUGAGCCGCGGAGUCGCCCUCUCCCUGCCUCUUUCUCCCGCUCCCGCUCGCUCGUCUCUCUCGCUAAUACUUCCCCCUGCUGUGCUCCAGGGAACCCAAGCAUUCUCAGCGCUAACCUUAGAGACCAAUGGUGCUCGAAAAGCCUAGAAAAAGCCGCUUUGGGCAGAGAUAGUUGGAAGCCCCUCGUCCCUUCCCCCUCUCCCGGCGCAGCCCGUGCCCGGCUCGCAGCACCUUCUCGCUCCUGCACACUCUGUUUGGGAGGACGGGGUGAGAAGGUGAAGUGGAAAGAACUGCAGAGCAGAGGGGGCCAGUCUCAGAGCUCAGAUUUCAUUUUCAUUGAAGCAAAGCACAGAAGAUCAGGUUUUUUUUUAUUCUGCAUUUUUUCCUUUUUUAAUUUUUUUUUUUUUAAGAAACUUAUUUUGGGGGGGUUUGCUCUGGGCAUUUGCUUUGCCCAGUAGUUGAAAAGUGAACUCGACUCGUGAUGGUUCUCCUGUCACUUUGGUUGAUAGCAGCCGCUCUGGUAGAGGUUAGGACUUCAGCUGAUGGACAAGCUGGUAAUGAAGAAAUGGUGCAAAUAGAUUUACCAAUAAAGAGACAUAGAGAGUAUGAGCUGGUGACUCCAGUCAGCACAAAUUUUGAAGGACAUUAUCUCUCCCAUAUUCUUUCUGCAAAUCACAAAAAGAGGUCAACGAGGGACGUGUCUUCCAACUCUGAGCAAUUGUUCUUUAACAUCACAGCAUUUGGAAGAGAUUUUCAUCUGCGACUAAAGCCCAAUACUCAGCUAGUAGCUCCUGGGGCUGUUGUGGAAUGGCAGGAGACAUCUCUGGUGCCUGGGAAUAGAACUGAGCCCAUUAAUGAUCAUCAACCAGGAGGUGCUUCAGAAAGAAUCUGGAAAACAGAGCCUUUGCAGACUAACUGUGCUUAUGUUGGUGACAUCAUGGACAUUCCAGGAACCUCUGUUGCCAUUAGCAACUGUGAUGGUCUGGCUGGAAUGAUAAAAAGUGAUAAUGAUGAGUAUUUCAUUGAACCUUUGGAAAGAGGUAAGCAGAUGGAGGAAGAAAAAGGAAGGAUUCAUGUUGUCUACAAGAGAUCAGCAAUAGAACGGUCUCCCAUAGACAUGUCCAAAGACUUCCACUACAGAGGGUCGGAUCUGGAAGGCCUUGAUGAUCUAGGUACUGUUUACAGCAACGUUGAUCAGCAGCUGAAUGAAACAAUGAGGCGCCGCAGACACGCGGGAGAAAAUGAUUACAACAUCGAGGUGCUGCUGGGAGUGGAUGACUCUGUGGUCCGUUUCCAUGGCAAAGAGCACGUCCAAAACUACCUCCUCACCCUGAUGAACAUUGUGAAUGAAAUUUACCAUGAUGAGUCCCUUGGAGUGCAUAUAAAUGUGGUCCUGGUGCGCAUGAUAAUGCUGGGUUAUGCAAAGUCCAUCAGCCUCAUAGAAAGGGGAAACCCAUCCAGGAGCUUAGAGAAUGUGUGUCGCUGGGCUUGCCAACAACAAAAAUCUGAUCCCAACCACUCUGAACACCAUGAUCAUGCAAUUUUCUUAACCAGGCAAGACUUUGGACCUGCUGGAAUGCAAGGAUAUGCUCCAGUCACAGGCAUGUGUCAUCCAGUGAGAAGUUGUACCCUGAAUCACGAGGACGGUUUUUCAUCUGCUUUUGUAGUAGCUCAUGAAACUGGCCAUGUGUUGGGAAUGGAGCAUGAUGGACAAGGCAACAGGUGUGGUGAUGAGACUGCCAUGGGAAGCGUCAUGGCGCCCUUGGUGCAAGCAGCAUUUCAUCGUUACCACUGGUCCCGAUGCAGUGGCCAAGAAUUGAAAAGAUACAUCCAUUCCUAUGACUGUCUCCUUGAUGACCCUUUUGAACAUGAUUGGCCCAAACUCCCAGAACUUCCUGGAAUCAAUUAUUCUAUGGAUGAGCAAUGUCGUUUUGAUUUUGGGGUUGGUUAUAAAAUGUGCACUGCGUUCCGAACCUUUGACCCAUGUAAACAGCUGUGGUGUAGCCAUCCUGAUAAUCCCUACUUUUGUAAGACUAAAAAGGGACCCCCACUUGAUGGGACUGAAUGUGCCGCUGGAAAAUGGUGUUACAAGGGCCAUUGCAUGUGGAAGAAUGCUAAUCAACAAAAACAAGAUGGCAAUUGGGGAUCAUGGACCAAAUUUGGCUCUUGUUCCCGGACGUGUGGAACUGGAGUUCGUUUCAGAACACGCCAGUGCAAUAAUCCAAUGCCCAUCAAUGGUGGUCAGGAUUGUCCUGGUGUUAAUUUUGAGUACCAGCUGUGUAAUACAGAAGAAUGCCAAAAACACUUCGAGGACUUCAGAGCACAGCAGUGCCAGCAGCGAAACUCCCACUUUGAAUACCAGAAUACCAAACACCACUGGUUGCCAUAUGAACAUCCCGACUCCAAAAAAAGAUGCCACCUUUACUGUCAAUCCAAAGAGACUGGAGAUGUUGCUUAUAUGAAACAGCUGGUGCACGAUGGAACACGCUGUUCUUACAAAGAUCCGUAUAGCAUAUGUGUGCGAGGAGAGUGUGUGAAAGUGGGCUGUGAUAAAGAAAUCGGUUCUAACAAGGUUGAGGAUAAGUGUGGUGUCUGUGGAGGAGAUAAUUCCCAUUGUCGAACCGUAAAGGGGACAUUUACCAGAACACCCAGGAAGCUUGGGUACCUUAAGAUGUUUGAUAUACCCCCUGGUGCUAGACAUGUGUUAAUCCAAGAAGACGAGGCUUCUCCUCAUAUUCUUGCUAUUAAGAACCAGGCUACAGGCCACUAUAUUUUAAAUGGCAAAGGAGAGGAAGCUAAGUCGCGGACCUUCAUAGAUCUUGGUGUGGAAUGGGAUUAUAACAUUGAAGAUGACAUUGAAACUCUUCACACCGAUGGACCUUUACAUGAUCCUGUCAUUGUUUUGAUUAUACCUCAGGAGAACGAUACCCGCUCUAGCCUGACAUAUAAGUACAUCAUCCAUGAAGACUCCGCACCUACAAUCAACAACAACAAUGUCAUCCAGGAAGAAUUAGACACUUUUGAGUGGGCUUUGAAGAGCUGGUCUCAGUGUUCCAAACCCUGUGGUGGAGGUUUCCAGUACACUAAAUAUGGAUGCCGAAGGAAAAGUGAUAAUAAAAUGGUUCAUCGUAGCUUCUGUGAGGCUAACAAAAAGCCAAAACCAAUUAGAAGAAUGUGCAAUAUUCAAGAGUGUACACAUCCACUCUGGGUAUCGGAAGAGUGGGAGCAUUGCACCAAAACCUGUGGGAGUUCCGGCUAUCAGCUUCGCACCGUGCGCUGCCUUCAGCCACUCCACGAUGGCACCAACCGCUCUGUGCACAGCAAGUACUGCGUGGGUGACCGUCCUGAGAGCCGCCGGCCCUGUAACAGAGUGCCCUGCCCGGCCCAGUGGAAAACGGGGCCCUGGAAUGAGUGUUCAGUGACCUGUGGUGAAGGAACAGAGGUGAGGCAGGUCCUCUGCAGGGCUGGAGACCACUGCGACGGCGAAAAGCCCGAGUCAGUCAGAGCCUGUCAGCUGCCUCCCUGUAAUGAUGAGCCAUGUUUGGGAGAUAAGUCUAUAUUCUGUCAAAUGGAGGUGCUGGCGCGAUACUGCUCCAUUCCAGGUUAUAACAAGUUAUGUUGUGAGUCAUGUAGCAAGCGCAGUACCACCCUACCACCACCAUACCUUCCAGAAGCUGCUGAAACUCACGAUGAUGCUAUCUUUAACCCUAGUGACCUUCCUGGAUCUCUAGUGAUGCCUACUUCUUUGGUUCCUUACCAUUCAGAGACUUCUGCUGAAAAGAAAUCUUUGAGUAGGAUCUCUCCAGUGGGAGGUCCAUAUGCAUAUGCUGCUUUCAGGCCAAACAGUAAACCUGAUGGUGCUAACUUACCCCAGAGGAGAGCUCAGCAAGCAGGAAGUAAGACUCUGAGACUGGUCUUCCCACCCACCGAGAGUGGCCACCUCAAUUCAUCUUCACCAAUGGCUGCUGCCCCCUUCCUUGCCAUCAGUCAUUCAAUAGGUGCUCCUUCUCAGACAAGAACCUCAAAGAAAGAUGAAAAGAUUAUUGACAAAAGACGUCCAAUAAGAUCAGCCACCUUGGAAAGAUGAGAGAGUAAACCUAAAAGGCUGGAAGUCAGAGGAAAACCCGGACGAGCUCCCUCUCCUCGUGGUGCAUACCGCUUGUUUAAAGUGGAACUCUCCAUAGAUUGUCAACUCAUUUUAUCUGUUAAGUGGAAGAACAAAAAGUGCUGGUUCACUUUCUAGUUGCUUUCAUCCUCCUUUUGUUCUGCAUUGACUCAUUUACCAGAAUUCAUGGGAAGAAAGCACCAAAGAUUAUUAACAGAAGGAAAGUAAGUUGCUAAAUGUGUUGGUCACUCUCUAAAGCAGGAAAGGGACUGAACCAAUUGUGCAUAUCAGCCAAUUUUUUGUUUUAAAAAAGUUACAGUAAAAAUAAAAAAGAGGUGCCAACGGUUUACACUUUAACAAAAUAUUUUGGAAAUGGAGCAAAGAAUUCUUAGACUUGUAUUCCUAUUUAUCUAUAUUAGAAAUAUUGUAUGAGCAAAUUUGCAGCUGUUGUGUAAAUACUGUAUAUUGCAGAAAUCAGUAUUAUUUUAAGAGAUGUGUUCUCAAAUGAUUGUUUACUAUAUUACAUUUCUGGAUGUUCUAGGUGCCUGUCAUUGAGUAUUGCCUUAUUUGACAUUCUGUGGGUUGAUUUUCAAAGCAGGAUAUUAUGAAGAAUACGUUAGAACUGCAGCUACUAACAAUGCAAAGGGUUUUGUUGUGCGGUUUUGUUUAACCAACAGUGUGAUACCUAAAUUACAGAAAUAGAAAAAAAACAGGUAUGCUACAAAUACACUGAUUUCAGCUUACCUAUUACCUUCUAUCCUUUAAAUAAGAAGCAAUAGGAUUGCUGUCUUAAUAUACUGUGGUCACAGGGAAGAGAGACCAGUAAAUGAGGCUGUGCAAGACAAAACUGAAACCCUCUUACCAGGACCUCAAUAGGCGCUAGGCAAUAGGCAUGAAGUGUCCUAUGUUUUUGUGUUGUUUUUCAUGUUCCUGUUGUUGACAUAUACAAACAGUUAUACUCAAUGUAUUGUAAGAAUAACAAAGGAAAAAUGUUUUGAGACCAUUUUUUGUAUGUUGGUAGCUGAGGAAAGCAUCAUCAAACUAGAACUGAGGCUCGAGUACAGUAGCGCUUAGGGGCUUUGAAAAUAGGUUCAAGAAAGCAUAUGUCAAUGAUUGCGAUAUUUAUUUUCCGCAUGGUUCAUAUCCAAUGUUCACAACCACAAUGCAUCUGACUGCAAUAAUGUGCUAGUAAUUUAUGUCAGUGGUCACCUUGCUCACAGUGAAGCCAGAAAUGCUCUCUCCAGGGAGUAGAUGUAAAGUACUUGUACAUAGAAUUCAGAACUGAAGAUAUUUAUUAAAAAUUGAUUUUUUUUCUUGAUAGUAUUUUUAUGUACUAAAUAUUUACACUAAUAUCAGUGAUGUAUUUUGGUAAACUAGAGAGACAUAAUUAGAGAUGCAUGCUUUGUUCUGUGCAUAGAGGAGAUAUUUAAGCAAACUACAGCAGCCAAAUCAAAGAGCUAAAAUUGAACAAAUUUGAUGUUAUGCAAACCUUUUGCAUUUUUAAAGUAGUUGAUACAAAGUUGAUGACUUGUUCCCCUUCAACAAAACAUAAAAUAGUAUGGACUGAGAUAGCUAGCUGUUUAAUGAAAUAGUGAAUUAGAAACAUUUUUUUAAAAAGUAUGUGAAAGAGAUAAGUACUUCAUAAAUUACACUUAAAAGAAAAAAGAAAGAUAAGUGUUGUCGGCAUAAUGCUUUUGAGGUUAGUUUCUGAACUGUCUAAAAAUAUAAUAUGCAAACUAAAAUGUAGAUAUGUUAACCUCUCAAAGCACAGCAUGUGCAAGGACUGUUGCACUUCACCAUGGUAAACCAACAGCUUCACCUAUUGACUCGAUACCUCUAAAGAAUCGCUGCUACUUUGUGCAAGACUUUUGAAAGUCAAAUGAAUUAGGUGAAUUCCAGAUCAUAAAAUAAUCCUUUAGCCUCAAGUAGAAGUCACUUUUUUUCCUAAAAAUUUCUCCAGAGUGAAAUUCUCACUAGUUUGCUUGCGCGUGUCUAUGUCUGGUCCACAGGAGAAUACAGAGAAAGAUGGUCACACACAUACACCUCCCAUAAAGAUGUACAUGUUCGUUAUACUUCUGAUCUUUGAGCUUCCUUUUCUACUAAGCUAAAAGUUUCUUUUUAUCAAAGUGUACACUACUGAUGCUGUUUGUUGUAUUGGGAGCAUGUAGCAAUAAAAAUGUUAACAAAAUAUAGAUCUGGCUCUAUCUAGAUUUUAUCAUUAGAUUCAUCACUGAGGAAUGGAAACUUGUUCUUUCUUCCUACAAAGUAAAAUAGUAUCAAAUUCAUUUGCUACUUGGACUUUCUCUAAACUCAAAUAAAGUGACA
Diceros bicornis minor is the source of this 6515-nucleotide messenger RNA. It is a transcript of the gene ADAMTS3, whose product is annotated as ADAM metallopeptidase with thrombospondin type 1 motif 3. The record is from RefSeq and is a predicted model, not a curated record. Gene Ontology annotation, biological process: proteolysis; extracellular matrix organization. The transcript has 22 exons. Gene Ontology annotation, molecular function: metalloendopeptidase activity. Lineage: Eukaryota; Metazoa; Chordata; Mammalia; Perissodactyla; Rhinocerotidae. Gene Ontology annotation, cellular component: extracellular matrix. The coding region runs from base 567 to 4172 and encodes 1201 amino acids.